Danaus plexippus (monarch butterfly) is the source of this 637-nucleotide messenger RNA. RefSeq lists its product as uncharacterized. The transcript has 2 exons. The record is from RefSeq and is a predicted model, not a curated record. NCBI's taxonomy places the organism in Eukaryota, Metazoa, Arthropoda, Insecta, Lepidoptera, Nymphalidae. The coding region runs from base 231 to 620 and encodes 129 amino acids.
UUGACAUUUUUAGUUUUUACUUUUAUGAUGCUAGUUGUUACUUGUUAGUGGAUUCAAUGUAAAUAUUAUAUUCUCAGUAGACGUCUUUGCACGGAUGAAGGCCACAUUUUAAACAAACAAAAAUAAUAUAUUCUCCUAAAUUCAUUAUCUUAAAUGUUCAUUAAAACUAUAAUAACCAUUAAGUUUUCACCGAUUAAAUUAAUGUGAAGUGAGGCCAAACUAGUUUUAUUAUGUAUGGUCAAAAAGAAAGAGAUUUAAAUCCACGAAAAUAUUUAAUUAAAGAUCUUAGAAACAAGCCAACUCCUUUUGAUGUAUGGAUACAGGGAACCAUAGAACAGACUGUAGAUAAGGAUAUUUUAAUAAUUUCUGAUUCACCAAAGAAUCGUGCUAAAGUUAAGAAUUGUAAAAAUGCCAUAGGAAGUUCGCAAAGAAACUUUAUUCGACAAGGGAUCUAUUGCUGUGUCAUAGGAACUGUUUUAAAGUCAAAUGCACUACCAGAAAUAAAUGCCGUCAAAUUGAUUGAUCUAAAUUGUCAACAACAAAUGAAGGAUGCUUGGGAAAAUGAAGUAAAGGAGGCAUCUCUGGUGUUACAGGGAAUUUAUGAACCAAAAAUCAAAUAAAACAAUUAAAAAAUAAA